This is a messenger RNA of Pseudogymnoascus destructans, 288 nucleotides long. RefSeq lists its product as uncharacterized. Gene Ontology annotation, molecular function: ATPase inhibitor activity. NCBI's taxonomy places the organism in Eukaryota, Fungi, Ascomycota, Leotiomycetes, Thelebolales, Thelebolaceae. Gene Ontology annotation, biological process: negative regulation of ATP-dependent activity. The record is from RefSeq and is a predicted model, not a curated record. The transcript is spliced from 4 exons. The coding region runs from base 1 to 288 and encodes 95 amino acids. Gene Ontology annotation, cellular component: mitochondrion.
AUGUUCCGCCAGUCCAUCGUCAAGGCCACGCGCCCCGCGACCCGCGCUUUCGCAACCACUGCCCGCGCCAUGGGUGCCGGUGAUACCGGUGCCGUCCGCCCAACUGGACAAACUGAUGCGUUCCAGAAGCGCGAGAAGGCCCAGGAGGAUUACGCUAUCCGCCAGCGCGAGAAGGAGAAGCUCCUGGAACUCAAGAAGAGACUUGAGAAAUCGCAGGAUCACAUCAAGAAGCUCGAGCAGGAUAUUGAUGAGUACACCAAGAGCCAGGGCGGCGAGCAAAAGAGUUGA